This is a messenger RNA of Penicillium arizonense, 1617 nucleotides long. RefSeq names its product fungal specific transcription factor domain-containing protein. The coding region runs from base 1 to 1617 and encodes 538 amino acids. The record is from RefSeq and is a predicted model, not a curated record. NCBI's taxonomy places the organism in Eukaryota, Fungi, Ascomycota, Eurotiomycetes, Eurotiales, Aspergillaceae. Gene Ontology annotation, cellular component: nucleus. Gene Ontology annotation, molecular function: DNA binding; zinc ion binding. Gene Ontology annotation, biological process: DNA-templated transcription. The transcript is spliced from 2 exons.
AUGUAUACGGGAGCCGGAGAAAGCCAACUGCAUAUUUUGACAAAAAGACACCGCAGCUCUCUAACGCCAUCCACUGUUGGCUCUGUCGAAGACCAGCCCGGCGCUGAUCAAACUAAUUCACGACUAGAUGGUACAUUAGGUCUAGAGCUUCAUCUUCAUUCCGAGUAUAUUGGUCCCGCGAGCUAUCAUGAACCUGAACUUCUUGAUUUGCGGCCAUCGGCCAUCUCACUCGCCGACCAUGAUAGAUGCUAUCCGCGACGUGUGAAUCAAUCCGCCGCAUUCAUUACCUAUCCCGACAAGGACUCGGCUUCUGAAAUGCAACGCAUCGCCGACCUAGAUCGCAUUGAGGAAUCGAUACGUCCGCUGGGGCCAACCUUGGUAAAUCUUUAUUUUCGUAUCAUGCACCGUACGUUUCCGAUUUUGGACAAAGGCGUGUUCCUAGAGAAAUAUGCUCGGUCCUACCGUGAAUUUUCACCACCGCUCCUCGCUGCCGUCUACCUUGUUGCGCUAGACUGGAAGCUCUUUGAUCGAAUUCUCGCUACGGCCCCUCGGACACCGGAUGCCGAGGCUCUGGAGAAUCUGGCAAUGCGAGCCAUGGAUGAUGAUCUGAAGCGGCCUAAGCUCUCUACAUUACAGGCUGGUUUGUUGUUAUUGCAAAGAAUGAGGUCUUCCCACAACACUCUUCCGGCUCAACUCCUAUCGCUCGGGCAUACUUUGGGAAUUCAUAUCGAUUGUACGGGUUGGAAAAUCCCGGAAUGGGAGAAAGGUCUACGACGACGUUUAGCCUGGGCGCUAUACAUGCAGGACAAGUGGGGUGUUCUUGUGCACGGACGCCCAUCUCUCAUUCCUGCUCAGAUUGACGAAAACGAAGGGACAAGCGACUGGGAUGUUGCUGCGUGUACACUCAACGAUUUUCCGGAAGACGCAAGCAGUGAAGAGGAUGGGGACGGAGAUGUGGACGGAGCCGCGGGUCGGGCUGCAUUCCUGCAAAUUAUUGAGUUGACUAAGAUCUUCAGUCGGAUCGUGUCCACGUUUUGCUCAAUUGGCGCAACAAAAAAAGGCGGACUACUUGAGCGGAUUGGACCGUCAGGUGCGAUGAGUUUAGCAAAACCCCUGGCGAUGGAGUUGCGCGAAUGGCAUGCGGCAGUGCCCGCCAACCUCCAGCUGGAAUCCACGCCCUCAUUACGACUAUCGACGAACGGUGCAUUGCAUUUAUCACAUAUGGCAACAGAGCUGACCAUGCACCGCGCGUUACUCCGUGCUCUGACGCCGGAUAGUGCUCCUUCUCUUCGUUCGGCAAUUCGAACCGCUGCCCGUGCCCGACUGACAUCGGCGAUGAACCUGAUUGAAUCUUUCCAGCCUGAACAUAUUCAAUCGUUUUGGGGCUUUGCAGCAGCAGCUCAGGUGGCUUUAGUCGGUGCCUUUGCUGGUCUUCUGUGGGCAACGAGUCCACAAAUGGAUGAAGCCGCGGGGUACGUUGAACAACUUGAGAAGCUUCGCUGGGUCCUGCAGGUCCGGGCAUCGGCUGCACCGUUUGCUCGCGAGGCACUUCGCAUGAUUCAUGAAGAAGUAGGUGAUUUGGCUGCCCUAAAGGCAGCGACCUUCCGAGACUCGUAG